AUGACGCUGCCUCCUCCUCUUAUCUCUAUCCCCAUUUGUAAUUUCAAUAAUCUGGAGUUCAUGUUCUCCAAGAGAUUUCAACACCUCACCUCUCUUGCAUUAUUGGAUAUCGGAGAUUGUCCAAAGCUCACAUCUCUUCCAGAAAAAGACAUGCUUCUCUCGCUUGGGAUGCUAUUAAUAUCCGAUUGUCCGUUGCUAAAAGAAGAGUGCAGGAGAGUUGAAGGACGAGAACGGUCCAAGAUUUCCCACAUACCUCUCGUUCUAAUCGAUGAUGAAAAUCUCAUCCCUAGGAAAGUGUUGAAGAAAGUGUUGUUUUCAAAAGAUGGUUUCAAGAAAAGCAAUGAAGAUAUUCAACUCAUCUGCUUUACACAGAGAACGGCAACUGUGAUAUGUUCUUUAUAUGAAGUGCUUGAAAGGCUUCUUCGUCCCUCCACUUGCCCUUCAAGUGAUGGUAUUUUCAAAUACAGGGCAGUUCUGCGUAGCACCGAUACUGCUUCCUUGAGGAUUGUACAGGCUAGCAUUUCAUGA
This is a messenger RNA of Hibiscus syriacus, 528 nucleotides long. RefSeq lists its product as uncharacterized. Bases 1 to 528 code for a protein of 175 amino acids. The record is from RefSeq and is a predicted model, not a curated record. NCBI's taxonomy places the organism in Eukaryota, Viridiplantae, Streptophyta, Magnoliopsida, Malvales, Malvaceae. The transcript is spliced from 2 exons.